AUGUUCCGAAUUUCCACAAUCACACUGUUGAAGCAGCAACCUGGAAGGUUCCUUUCUUGUCGCACCAUGGCAACCAAAUCACCGGGAGCGAAUCCGUUGGAGGUGAUUAAAAAGGGCUGUCUCCAACGCAAUUUGUGCGAUGAACAUGGAUAUCGACGUCCUGGUCUUCACUGGACCUUUUCGAUUGCCGUCUCUCCGGAUGAUCCAACACAGCCUCCCAAUUUGAGAACCGUGGGUGUCCAACGAGUCUCGGAAGAUGGAAUUGAUUUCAUUAUGAAAAAAGGCGGCGACACGAGUGAUUUCUUGGCAGCGGGCAAGCCCUUGAGCAUACUUCAUUUGCAAGGGCGUUACAUGCCGGGUGAAACUGUGGAACAAUGGCGUGGGGAAGGUGUCUGUGAGACACGUCCCUUGAGUGAGAUUCGGGACAAGUUGCCAACCUACUCGAUUGUGGCCAUGUUGAGUUCCAAGUCCAUUGAACAGGAAAAUGGAGCCCAUGUGGAAGAAUUGAGGGAUGAAGUGUCAGGGAAACGCCUUGCCAUGCAGAAUAAGAGUCACAUGACGGAAAUGAUUCAAUCGACGAGACUGGCAUUGGAAAAUGGAGAAAUUUCUGAUGAAACCGUGGAAGAUUGCAUUCAGCUCUAUCGAUUCAAACCAUCACGCCUGGAAUGCAUGAUUGGUGGACCUGACUCUGUUUUGUGGAAUCGUUGGGAAUGGCAAACGGAUGAAAAAGAUGAAUGGAACCCGGCCAAGUCACUCUUGCCGCAUUGA
Messenger RNA from Cylindrotheca closterium, 768 nucleotides. The record is from the annotation of a GenBank genome assembly. Lineage: Eukaryota; Bacillariophyta; Bacillariophyceae; Bacillariales; Bacillariaceae.